ACGGUAACAGAAGAGUUAAAUAUGAGCGUCCAGCAAGGAUGAGUAGAUGAUGGCCGAUGUAACUGAUGGUAACUCCAGGUUGCGCUGUCGAUCCCGCCUCGUCCUGCACAAUCGAUUCCGCUGGAGGAACAACCAACAAAACUGAUGUUGCCCAAACGCACACAGAGAAAACGCUGACACGAUGGAUUUCAAUGUCAAGAAACUAGCGUCGGAUGCAGGUGUCUUCUUCACUCGUGCUGUACAGUACACAGAGGAGAAGCUUGGCCAGGCAGAGAAGACUGAACUUGAUGCCCAUCUGGAGAACCUGAUCGCUCGAGCGGACUGCACCAAAAACUGGACCGAAAAGAUCUUCAGACAGACCGAGGUGCUGCUUCAACCCAACCCAAUUGACCAAACUGGUGCACGUAUUGAAGAGUUUUUUUAUGAGAAAUUGGACAGAAAGAUCCCAUCCAGAAUCACCAAUGCAGAGCUGCUGGGACAGUAUAUGCAAGAUGCUGCAAAGGAAUUUGGGGCAGGAACUCCAUAUGGUAGUACUUUAAUCACUGUUGGAGAGUUUCAGAGGAGGUUGGGUGGAGCAGAGCGGGAAUUCCUACAGAUGUCAGCGAUUAACUUCCUCACACCACUGAGGAACUUUCUAGAGGGUGACUGGAAAACCAUUUCUAAAGAGAGAAGGCUACUUGAGAACCGACGUCUUGACUUGGACGUUUGCAAAGCUCGGCUCAAGAAGGCAAAGUUAGCAGAGGCCAAGGCUGCUGCUGCGCCUGACUUUCAGGAGACUAGGCCACGCAAUUAUGUUCUGUCGGCCAGUGCAUCUGCGCUGUGGAGUGAGGAAGUGGAUAAAGCAGAGCACGAGUUGCGUGUGGCUCAGACUGAGUUUGACAGACAGGCAGAGGUCACACGCCUCCUGCUAGAGGGCAUCAGCAGCACACACGUGAACCACUUGCGCUGUCUGCAUGAGUUUGUGGAGGCCCAGGCUGCUUAUUACACACAGUGUCACAAGCACAUGCAGGAUCUUCAGAAAGAGCUGAGCAGUGCGAGCGGAGAUACGUUUCCUAAUGCUUUUGCUGUGAACGCCUCCACGUCAGGGGUGUCAGCAGGCCCUUCUCCCCUUUCCACUGCCACCCUACCUGGGGCUUCUCCACCCAGUCGUCCCCCAAACCCCUCCAAUGCCCUUGAGUCCAGCACACUGAAGAUUGAGGAGGUGAAGCCUCCCUCCACUGGCACUCGCAAGGCCAAAGUGCUGUAUGACUAUGAUGCUGCAGAUACAAGUGAACUUUCCCUUCUCGCUGAUGAGCUUAUUACUGUCUACACGGUGCCUGGCAUGGACCCGGACUGGCUUAUUGGAGAGCGAGGCAACCUGAAAGGCAAAGUGCCUGUCACAUACCUGGAGCUGCUGAGCUAGAUGCCUCGUCCUCUUUAGAAAUACAGAGUCACACUGAAUUAUGCAUGAACAAAUAAUCAAGCACUCCUUAACACUCAGUUAAUUUAUCUGGUUUCUUUUUUUUUCUUUUUAGGUCUGUCAUGUUACUGUACAUAAAUAUGUAUUAUUAUUUUUUUAGGCCCUAUUUAUAUGUUCUAUGUGUAUGUUGUUUCAGUUGAACACUGUCCUGCCUAAUGCAUUUCUUUAAGUAAAGGAUUUUAUUUCCUUUGUGAUCCUGUGACUGCUAUAUUUUUCCAAGUGAAGAAAACAAACCGAAAAGCUUUUGUGUUGGAGCUGGAUCUGAGUCUGUGUGUGUGUGCGCACGUGUGUGUGAUCGAUCAUCAAGACCGUAAACAUUUAGGCUUUGCUUCUUUGUGUGUGAUCUCGUUCACCAUGCUUGUAUGUUUAUACGGUCAUUGCUUGAUAUCAUCACUUUUGAUUCCAAAGGCAGAAUUUUGUGUUUUGUCUGUGAUUUGAGAAGAUCGUGAAGGUAUUAGGUGCAGUUAUGAUGUAAAGUAUGUGGUUAACUGUGAUCUGCUCAUUCAUAAGACUGAUUUUCUUUAAGUCAAGUGGUGGUACUUCACAUCUGCUCCGUCAUCACCUCCACACUUUCAUCUUUGUGUUCUUAGCUUGUUGCAAAAUGCAAUGCAUAUUGAAAAAUACAAUGGAAAUAUAUAAUAAAGAGAGAUUUACUGGG
Molecule: messenger RNA, 2117 nt
Organism: Carassius auratus (goldfish)
Lineage: Eukaryota; Metazoa; Chordata; Actinopteri; Cypriniformes; Cyprinidae
Product: endophilin-B2-like
Exons: 13
Coding region: 182-1402 (406 amino acids)
Biological process (GO): membrane organization
Cellular component (GO): membrane; cytoplasm
Molecular function (GO): protein binding
Source: RefSeq, a predicted model, not a curated record